Molecule: messenger RNA, 1592 nt
Organism: Durusdinium trenchii
Lineage: Eukaryota; Dinophyceae; Suessiales; Symbiodiniaceae
Source: the annotation of a GenBank genome assembly
GCCAGGGAAACCUGGUUCAGAAUAGUUUGGCCAGGCCAGAGAAAAGGAUCUAAGGAUUGGUUCGAUUUCUUCUUUAACUUCUUCUCAGAAGAACUGAUGUUCGUCGUUUGCGCAGAAUGUAAACCAGGCAGCUGCAAAAUUCUCAUUCGUUUUGAUGGUUGGAUGGCCCCAAAGCGGGCUUCAAUGUCAUUAAAUGGUGGGAGACAAGAUUAGUUUCUUGAGGAGGAGGUCACUUUGAAGCAGGAAGGCAGGCCGGCAACUACAUUUAAGGGAUGGUUCGAACGUAUGAGAGGAGAUUGGUCCAAUCAGAGCUCAAUAGCUUCCAUGACAAUUCCACUCAGCUGGAGAACAAAUCAGAAGUCAUCGGGAACCCGUGGAAUCAGAAACAUGUCUGGACUGGCCUGUACGUAUGCCAAGUGCGUUGUAACAUCAGUUUUUCAAUCAGGGAUCUAGCAGAAACGAUGCUGAAGUCUAGCAUGAAGGCGCUGAGCCAAUUGAAGAAAGUUGAAAGCCACGAGAAAAUAUUCGGAUGUCCGCUCUUCAGUGCAAAUCGAACACAAAGGGUCGUGACUGUCAUCGCGCGGGGCUGAGUUGCGCACACUAGAUUCAGCAGACGGCGCGUACAUCAGGACAGUGCUUGAAGUGACCAAAGAAGCAAAAUCGACGGGUUUCCGUUGAUCCCACAGAUCUCAACCUGGUUGACCCCCACACCAAACCAAUGGUAGGAUCAGAGAGUUCGUUGUGUUUGCUUGGGUUGAGCAGCUGUUGCAAGGAUGGAGGGCUAGAAGAGAAAAGGAGCGUGUCUUCCAAGAUCAGCAGACUAGCAAACUGGUUGGUGAGUGUGAUAGCUUUCGAGGGCUUGAGGUUGACAGCAAGAGCACAAUGCAGAGUUGAGGACAGCGAAAGCCUGAGAGGCAUGUGAGGGGAGGGUAGACAAUUCGAACUUGGCUGUUUUCUAGCAGUUUUUCUUUGUCGUAAUGGUGAAUGCCUUUUUGGACCUUCAAGAGUUGCGUGGAGGAAGUAUACAGCCUUGGGCGACCGAGCAGUGAAAGAGCAGAGUGCGGACAGAGAGCUUGGCUUUUUGAGAGACUAAGUGAACAGUGUGCAUGUCGGAUGGGGCUUGAAUGGAGGAUUCAGAAUUCAUUGAAGGAGUUGGUUGACUGCGUGCCAUCAUGCGAAUGAGAGCUUCUGAGGAAUGCAGCAAAUUCCUUAGCAAGACGUUGCGUUGUGAUGUUGAUAGCAGCGCUGCAAGGAGCAGUGUCUGCAAGAGGCCCAGCUUCAAAGUCACUUCGUGACUGUGUGGGUACUUGGCGGAAUCAGCUAUCCAGGCGUCUACGAAAGUACCCACCAAGCUAUUUAAGAGGCAUCAGCAAAAAUCGGCCAGCAGCUGCCCAAGUAUCCCCAGCUAGCAGAAUAAGACAGGUGUGAAUCAGGCGGCUGGCGGGCAAAAGUUAGGCACCGAACUCCACGGUCCAUGAGAACUUCGUGCGCCGUUGGUCUUUCCUGUCCAAGAAAGGUAGGGUUAUAAGAAGAUCCACUGCUGCGAGGACGCUGGAGCUGCUUCAACCUUAUUCCGCGCCUGCUGAACUUCC